Molecule: messenger RNA, 1263 nt
Organism: Nematocida minor
Lineage: Eukaryota; Fungi; Microsporidia
Exons: 1
Coding region: 1-1263 (420 amino acids)
Molecular function (GO): ATP binding; ATP hydrolysis activity
Source: RefSeq, a predicted model, not a curated record
AUGGGAAGGUCUGAGAGAAAGAUAGCUGUCAGAGAAAGAACAAGAACAAAAGAGGUGGAAGGAAAGAGAGCCACCAAACCCAAAGAGAAAAAGGAAACACUGCAUGCAAAAGCAGCAGGCAAAAAAGAGGAAGCAGAGGACGCUGAAAGAAAGGAGAAGCAGAGAGAAAAUGAAAGAAAAAGACCACUGAAAAAAGCUCUGGACAUCUCUGUUAGAGAGGAAGAGAGGAGAAAGGAGGAGAAACAAAAAGAGGAGGAAAAGGAAAAACAAGCACCGGUAAAGGGCAAAAGAGGCCGCCCAAGGAAAGAGCCCACAGAGCCAAAGCCAGCGCAGCCAAGAAAGAAAAGAGGACCAAACAAGAAGAAAACAGACGGAGAGAUAGAAGUAAAAGUGAAAAAAGAGAAAAAAGAGAAAAAGAUUAAAAAACCACUUUUACCAAAAAAAGUAAAAAUACCCAAGCAGCGGAUAAAGAAACUGGACAAAAUAGACGAAGUGCUAAACGAUCCAUCGAAGAAAGAGCACAUAAAAAAGCGCAUUGAGGGCCUCGUGAUAGAGGGAAGAGCAGAGGAAAUAAAGCAAAUAGCAGAGUACAUGGGCGACAGCACAAGACACACCAUCUACAUACACGGAAAGCCAGGCACAGGAAAGACGUAUGUCAUGGAGAAGAUAGGCAAUUUGCUCGGAGAAGAGAAUGUAGAGGUGUACUACAGCAAUCUGCUGAUAGACAAGUCUUUUAUAAGAGUGGAGAGCUCCAUUGAGCCAUCGAUCACAGUUGUUUUAAUAGUGGAUGAAUUUGAAGGGCCAAAAAAGGACAAGCUUUUUAUAAGACAGAAAGAAAAGCUGGAGAGACAGUUUAAGAGGGAAGAAAGGCCGAAGUACAGUUUUAAGGUGGUUUUUAUAAGCAAUGAGUACAACAGCAAAGGCGUGCAGUUUAAGCCGUAUGCAAAAGACAGCGUGCAGCAGAUAGUGGAAGUCAGGCAGGAGGCUGCGGAGGUGGAGAGCAUCCUAAAGGUGAACGCAGGAGUAGAGCAGAAAGACCUCAGAGCCGUCAUGACAAAAAAGAUAGAGCCAAUAAAAACGAACAACGGCGAGUCGAUUGGGCAGUACCACAAGUUCAUAAAGGAAAAGGUGGCACAGGGCGAAAUGGACGUAAAUGUUAUAUACAGCGAGUUUCUGCAGGAAAUGAAAGAGAAAGGAAUAUCAGUGAUGCCAAAGGAGGUCAUACAGGAAAUAAUAGAAGGAUAUCUAGAUGGAACUCUUUGA